This is a messenger RNA of Paraphaeosphaeria sporulosa, 2144 nucleotides long. Its product is annotated as extracellular invertase. NCBI's taxonomy places the organism in Eukaryota, Fungi, Ascomycota, Dothideomycetes, Pleosporales, Didymosphaeriaceae. The record is from RefSeq and is a predicted model, not a curated record. Bases 232 to 2109 code for a protein of 625 amino acids. Gene Ontology annotation, biological process: sucrose catabolic process. The transcript has a single exon. Gene Ontology annotation, molecular function: sucrose alpha-glucosidase activity.
CAACUCCGCCCCGCGAACACAUUUCCAUCUUAGCACCCCGGGUCGCAAUUGCACAAUCUAGCCAUCUGCCGUUCUUUGGCAUCAUGACAUCAGUCAUCCCAUAUGGGAGGUCCCGAAAAUUCUUCCGACCUCGGGAUCGCAGAUCAUGAAAGCAGGGACGCGGGGUUCGUGGGGACAUAAAUACUUGCUUUGCGUCGAUGUCGACAUAGAGUGUGUUCUUUGCCAUCCAUCAUGAAAAUCGCCGGACCCAUCGUGUUACCUGCGGCGGCAGUCCUAGCCAACCCGCUCCUUCCGCGCCAGAGCAAUGUGACGGACUACAAUUCUGCACCACCCAAUCUGACCUCGUUGGCGAACGCUUCCUUGUUUGAUACGUGGAGGCCUCGAGCUCACUUCCUGCCGGCAUAUGGGUCAAUUGGCGACCCUUGUAUGCACUAUACAGACCCUGCAACUGGAUUGUUCCAUGUUGGCUAUCUGCACCAAGGCGCCUCCGGAGCAACAACUUCCGACCUUGUCACAUACACCGACCUCAAUCCGAAUUCGGGACCCUUUAUCCGCGCUGGCGGAAUCAAUGAUCACGUUGCUGUGUUCGACGGAAGUGUCAUCGAAAAGGGUAUCAAUGGGACCCCAACCCUCCUGUAUACGAGCGUGAACUACCUUCCGAUUCAAUGGACCAUACGGUAUACCAAAGGAAGUGAAACACAGUCACUUGCUAUUGCAACCGAUGGUGGACGCAACUUCACAAAGCUGAAGCACGGACCAGUCAUCCCAAGCCCACCGUUUGCGUAUAAUGUGACAGGAUUCCGAGAUCCAUUCGUGUUCCAGAAUCCCAACUUCGAUCAGUUGCUCGAUAGCAGCAACGGCACCUGGUACACUAUCAUUUCUGGAGGAAUCCAUGGAGAAGGCCCGAGCCUGUUUCUGUACAGACAAUAUGAACAGGAUCCGUACUUUGAGAACUGGGAGUUUCUCGGUCAGUGGUGGAGCGAGGAGGCAAACUCGACCUGGACUGAAGCUGGAUGGGCCGGACGGUGGGGCUUUAACUUUGAGGUCGGGAACCUCUUCGCACUGGAUUCAAGUGGCUACAACGCCGAAGGUGAGAUCUUCGUCACGCUUGGUGCUGAGUGGUCAUACACGCCCAUAGUACCGCAAGUUUCCGACAACAGAGAGAUGCUUUGGGCUGCAGGAUCGCACAAGUUCGUCGACGGCACGCUGAAGUUUGUGCCCUCUAUGGCUGGCAGAUUGGAUGCAGGACGUUCCGCCUACGCAGCUGCUGGGAAGCAUUUGCCAGCUUCUUCUCAAGCAGGCCAAAACAGCGGCGCCCCGGAUCGCUUUAUAUCCUACCUCUGGUUGACAGGCAAUUUCUACGGCACGCUUGACUUCCCCACUACGCAGCAAAACUGGUCUGGUUCUCUUCUGCUGCCGAGGGAGCUCAGCGUGGGGUACAUGAAUGUUGUUGACAACGCACUGGCAUGGGAGAAGGGUUCUUGGAGGGUCGAGUCGCAAAACGACAACGGCACACUCACGCUUGCAACCCUUCGUCAGCAAAUCGCGAGAGAGCCCCUUGCAGCUUUUCAGCAGAACGCUACAAACACGACCACGCAAUCGGGAGGUAGCAUCUCCUCCAGCCAUAAAUUUGACGAAAGCCCACGAUCAAAGCACUAUAUGAUGACCGCAUCCAUCUCCUUCCCCUCUCGCACAAACGACGAUCUGAAAGCCGGCUUCUCUAUCCUUUCUGGAACCAAUGAGAAUACCAACAUCUACUACCAGUUCUCCAACGAAAGCCUAGUCAUCGACCGCUCGAACAGCUCAGCUGUUGCAGCCACCACUCCCGGUAUCAAUACGGACAAUGAGUCUGGAAAGUUCCGCUUGUUCGAUGUUCCAACCGCGAACGGGACUAACAUCGAGACCUUGGACCUCACCAUCGUCGUUGAUGGUGGCGUGGUGGAAGUCCACGCCAACAACCGCUUUGUGGUGAGUACGUGGGUGUGGAGCUGGUACGAAGACAGCACAGAUGUAGGAUUCUUCGUUGAGGGCGGCGAAGUCGAGUUCAGCGAGGUGAAGAUCUAUGAGGGUUUGGUUGAUGCGUGGCCGAGUAGAAACUCGACCUCUUGAGCCCUUGCCCACACUAAAAGCAAUACUAUCCAUUU